CAGCUGCAAGCCUGCAACUCGGCUCUGCCAUUGCCUUGCCUUCUCUCUCUGUCUCUCGGCUCCUUCCAGUGCUUUGCUCCCGCUUGGCUGGAGGUGGCUGGAAGCGGCGGACUAUAAAUAGCAAAGGAGAGCGAGAGUGUUGUGUGUGUUGUGUGUGUUGUGUCAGGCGACGGAGUCACUGCCUUUGCCACAGACUACAGGGGAGGCAAGGGGCUCUUCCCGCCAACGCUGCUGCUGCCUUGCCUUGCCUUCACAAGCAGAGGAAGAAGAAGAAGAAGAAGGAAGCCACCAGAGCCAAGGGAGAGAUGGUGUCGUCUGAAAGGAAAUCUACUGUUUCUAAUGAAAAAUAAGACGAAGAGUUGCGAAGCUUCUGAGUUAGUGAUUCUGGAGCGAUGCUGUAUUGUGGAGUUCAGGAAUAAAGCAGAUGUUUCAGUAGUCCUCAAGUUUCAGAGUGGAGAACCAGACCUUUACCUUGAAGCUGCAUCAAGGUCUGAUUGUGAAUCUUGGGCCGUAGCACUUGGAGAGGCAAAUUCUGAAGGUCUGCGUAAUAAAAUCCAUCAGCUCCAGAGAUUGAUCAUGGAAAUCAAGGAAGAGAGGACUGCAGAUGAAGUACAACAGUUUCUUCCAUCAGCACAAGCAGACAGUCUUGCAGAGCCCAAGCUUACAGGUCUUAAGAAGACUCUCUGUGAACCAAAGCUUGAAUUCAGUCUUGGAUGUAAAGAUCUGGUGGCUCCUACGCGUGAUCGAAAAUUGAAUACUUUUGUGCAGAUCACAGUGGUGCAUCCAGGGGAGCAGAAUUCAACAAGAUAUGCAAGCACAGAAAUUGUGGAGGGAACAAGAGACCCACUGUUUUUGACUGGUGUGACGUUCCCACCGGAUUACCCCAUCUAUGAGGAGACUAAAAUAAAGCUAACAGUCUAUGAUGUCAAGGAUAAAUCUCAAGACACGGUCCGCACCAGCAGCCUUGCAGAACACAAAGAGCCACCAAGGACAGAUACAGGUAGAAGCUUCCUGGGAUGUGCUACAUUUAAAGUAGGUGAACUGGUGAAAUCAAAAGAGCAACUAUUGGCUCUUAGCCUGAGGAGUUUAGAUGGUGGAAAGACAUUUGGCACUAUAGAAGUCAGUGUUGUGAAGAUGGGGGAGACAGAGAACGGGGAGGCAGAUCACAUCACAACAGAUGUGAAGGGAGAAAAGUGUGCCUUGGUUCAUGAGUGUACAUCUCCAGAAAACAUCAAUAGUAAAGACAGUUUACCUUUAUUAAAUGCAGUGUUAAGAAAUCCAAUCUGUAAGUUGUAUAGAUUCCCCACAUCUGACAACAAGUGGAUGUGUGUACGAGAACAGAUGUCUGAAAGCACUCUCUCUUUUCAUAUUCCCAAGGAACUCAUCAGCCUUCACAUAAAGGAAGAUAUGAGAAGGAAUCAGGAGCUUAAAGAACUUGGGGAACUUGCUCCACAUUGGGACAAUAUGCGUAAAAGUGUCAUUGCACACUGUGAUCAGAUGCUGACUCUUUAUCAAAAUAUGCUUGCAGAACUUGGGAAGCAUACAGGUUCUUCCUUCAAAUCAAGUUGUAGUAAAGGGGAAAAAACUCUAGAAUUCGUUCCAGUCAAUCUACAUCUGCAAAGAAUGUAUGUGCACAGUCCACGGUUGAAAGAUGUUCUUUAUGAUGUCAUCACAGUAGGGGCACCGGCAGCACAUUUUCAGGGAUUUAAAAAUGGUGGUCUUCAGAAACUGUUGAAUAAAUUUGAAGGAGAAAGACGAAAUACUGGGUACCAAUGUAUUUACUAUUCACCUGAAAACACAGCUAAGGCAAAAGAAGUUCUCAGUAACAUCAAUCAUCUCCAGCCUCUCAUAUCAAGCCAUGCAGACCUGCUGCUUAAUUCUGCAAGGCAGCAUUUGCCAGACAGCUUGAAGAAUUCUUUAAAGAUGCUUUCAGAAACGACAGAGUUAUUUGUGCAUGCAUUUAAAGAUCAACUGAUCAGAAGUGCCCUUCUAGCUCUAUACACAGCCCGUCCAGGUUGUGUCCUAAAAAAACCAACAGUGCCAAGAAGUAGUGUUGAAGAAAGUGGUGAUACACCUAAUCAGGAUCAUCCUGUCCAGAUCAAGCGACAAGAUUCUAUACCGCACCAUUCAGAAUAUGAUGAAGAAGAGUGGGAUAGGGUGUGGGCCAAUGUGGGGAAAAGUUUAAACUGCAUUAUUGCAAUGGUGGAUAGAUUGCUUGAAAAAGAUUCCCCCAGCAUCACAAAGGAAAAUGAAAAUGACCCUUCACCAGCUGAACACGUGGCAACUCAUAUAAGUGGUGACUGGUAUGAACAACUGUAUCCACUCACAGUUACACUGAAAGACUGUAUUGGAGAGGUGGUGACAAGGGCAAAGCAAUCAAUGUCUUUUGUUCUGCUUCAGGAGCUUGCGUGUAGUUUGCCACAGUGUUUAAUGCUGACCCUAAGAAGAGAUAUUGUCUUCAGUCAAGCACUUUCUGGAUUGGUCUGCGGAUUUAUAAUCAAAUUGCACUCUAGUUUACGUGACCAAGGCUUCCUGCAGCAGCUUCAUACAGUGGGGUUAGUUGUUCAGUAUGAAGGACUUCUUAGUACGUAUAGUGAGGAAAUUGGAAUGCUAGAAGAUAUGGCUGUGGGAAUAUCAGAUUUACAAAAAGUCAUGUUUAAAAUAACUGAAGCCAAAUCAGAUGACCUUUUGCCUGUUAUAACUGGAAGACGGGGACAUUAUAUAAUAGAUAUCAAGCUCCCAGAAAAGAUGUUUGAGUUGCUGCCACAAGAAAUUAAAGAGGGGAAACUGCUCCAUGUAUAUCCAAUCCUCUUUAAUGUUGGAAUCAAUGAACAGCAAACCCUUGCAGAAAGGUUUGGGGAUACUUCCUUGCAAGAAAGUGUUAACCAGGAUAGUUUGGAAAUGCUAAAAGAGUACUACAGAUUACUCACAGAAAAGAUGCCUCCUGAUUGCCUACCGCAUUUUCAGGAACAGAAUGACCUAAAGCGAUUACUAGAAAAUCUCCAACAAAAUAUUCAGGCUAAAAAGAGAAAGAAUGUAGAAAUCAUGUGGCUGGCUGCAACGAUUUGUCGCAAGCUAAAUGGAAUCCGGUUCACCUGCUGUAAAAGUGCCAAAGAUAGGACAUCAAUGUCAGUGACACUGGAACAGUGUUCAAUUUUAAGAGAUGAACAUCAACUGCACAAAGACUUCUUUAUCCGAGCUCUGGACUGUAUGAGAAGCAGACAAACCCAGGGAGCACUGAAUGAGUCGGAUGAUCCUGAAACAGGCUGUCUAACUGAUAACAAGCCAACUUCUCGUCACUUCUAUCCUGUCGCCUUGCUGCUUGUCAGCUCACAUUUGCUGGUUGUGUGGCUUAUUCUAAGUCUUGCUUUAUUAUUAGCCAAAUAUCAGUAAAGUUCACUUCUGUUCUUUCCUGUUCUUUUCUAUGAACAGCAACAGCUUAAGAUUUAAAAAUUGUGCUGUAUUAUUUUAUAUUUUGAAACCUGCAAAUUUGUCCAUAAAAAGCCAAUGUCUUGAAUAGUAAAAGUUUCCUCCUCCCACAGCCCUGAACUCAAGAAACCAUAUUAUGCAUUGAGAAAUUUAAUCUGAGUAAUUUAAUCUAUUUCUAGCCAAUCUUUUUGCACUUUCAUUAGCGCUUAUGAAAGUCCAUUUAUAGCAGUGUUUUUCUUUCCACCCACUGGGUCAAUAUUUAGGAUGAAUUCCCAUCCUUACUGGGUGGUUUUUAUCACCUCAUGUUCCCCCCAUUGGGGACACAUUUGGUGAAAUCCUUCUUACCCUGUCCACAACACACAUGCACUCACAUUAGAAAACUACCAAAGUUUAUCAUGAUUUUUUCUGGCAUUGGCAUUUUUGUAAUUUUCACAUGAGGAGACCACAACAGACAAAUGGCUCCUGGUAGGAAAAUGGGGUGGCAAAAUGGAUGGUAUGAAGACUCACAUUACCACACAUGGGUGGUUGUUGUUGGUCCAUACUCAAAAAGUAUCCGAAGAUGAAAAAUGCUUUUGCACACAUAACAUUGAAUUCAAGCUGAGUAUUAUAGACAGAUUGGUUUGUAAGACUAACUUUCAUUGUAAUGCUUUCAUUGUUACUUGCUGAUAGUGCACUUCUGUUUGGACAAAAAGUUCACUCUUUUAUUUAUUUAUUUGUUGCAACUAACCCUUUACUGUCAAGCCAUUCUAUGGUAUUCAGUAAGUUCUGUUUUGUAACCAAUUAACCUGUUUGUAACUGUUGCUUUGGUUGUUUUUGCUUUACAGAACACAUUUAUAUUCUUUUAAACAAAAUUUUCUUUAUGUCUUGACGCACCAUGUUGGCUUUUGUGACUUUUGUAUUGUGUAUGAAUGAAGCAUCUCUUCUUUGUAAAGCAGAAAGUUGGAUUAACCUAUUGAAAAGCCAUUUUCUCUUUCUUCCAUUACAAAACCUGAACAUGUUGAAAAUCAGACAAACAUGGAAAUUCCCAUUAGUAAUCUGUAGGGCCAGACUUAAUAAAAUGCCUUAUUCCUAGAACCUGCACAUUUAAGGCUACAUGUGAACUUUAACAUGUACAACAGAAACUAAAUGAAACCAAUCUGGAAAAAAAUAAAGAAUUUUUUAAAGUAAAUAUAUUUCUAAAUGUAGAGAAAAAUAUAUCAUAAAGUAUUUAAUCUUUAAUCAAGCCACAGUGAAAGAUGAAUAUAAAGAAAAUCCCACGACCUAUUUCUAAGGGCAAUAACUGUAUUGGGCCUGGCCUUGGAUCUAAUUUUGUAAGAUGUAUCAUCACUUGUGGAGAAUAUAUUGUAGAGUUUAAUCUUUGUUAUUUUUACUUCAAUUGUUGCUGAAACUCUGCAAUGUACAAAUAAAACAUAUUUAUUUAUUC
Messenger RNA from Sceloporus undulatus (fence lizard), 4852 nucleotides. It is a transcript of the gene INPP4B, whose product is annotated as inositol polyphosphate-4-phosphatase type II B. NCBI's taxonomy places the organism in Eukaryota, Metazoa, Chordata, Lepidosauria, Squamata, Phrynosomatidae. The record is from RefSeq and is a predicted model, not a curated record. The transcript has 26 exons. Bases 340 to 3393 code for a protein of 1017 amino acids. Gene Ontology annotation, molecular function: phosphatidylinositol-3,4-bisphosphate 4-phosphatase activity. Gene Ontology annotation, cellular component: cytoplasm.